Molecule: messenger RNA, 2024 nt
Organism: Ictidomys tridecemlineatus (thirteen-lined ground squirrel)
Lineage: Eukaryota; Metazoa; Chordata; Mammalia; Rodentia; Sciuridae
Source: RefSeq, a predicted model, not a curated record
UCUUGCUCCUCUCUGCAGAUCUUCGGGGGCCUGGUAUGGAUCCUGAUCGCGUCCUCCCUGGUGCCCAUACCCCUGAUCCAGGGCUGGGUGAUGUUUGUGCCAGAUGAGGACAAGUGUGGGGAGAGACGCUGUGUCCUGGACUCUUUCCCUUCCAUCCCUCUGAUGCCUGCCCCUUCUGACUCCCAGGACGCAGCCUACCAGUGCGUCGCCGCCCUGUUCUACCUCAGCGCCUCCGUCCUGGAAGCCCUGGCCACCAUCUCCAUGCAGGACGGCUUCAUCUACAAGCACUACCGCGAGAACAUCGCGGCCGUGGUGUUCUCCUACGUCGCCACGCUGCUCUACGUGGUCCACGCCGUGUUCUCUUUAAUUAGGUGGAAGUCGUCAUAAAGCAGCCAGACUUGAGCUGAAAACCCAGAGGUGUUGGCGGAUCAGCCCAUCCUUCAGCGUAACUUUCUAGAAGGCAGACAUGCUCUCAAGGGGGCAAAAAGAAGAGAAAAAAAAAAGCAACACUUUCCCAUGGGUAUCCUGUUGACCUUCCCAUUGACCUUUCCACCAGGGCAGGGACUGGCUGCUAACCUGCAGUGCUGAGCUGUCCAGGGCCUCUUCCUGUAUGCGAGAGGGCCUGUGGGGUGGGACACAGGGAGCGUGACCUCAGAAGACCACAGCAUCCCCUGCUGGCCCCUGGGCUGGGUCUUGAGAAGAGCAGAUGGGAGCUCCCACGGGCUCCGUGGAAACCCAUCUAAUGGGGUGCUUCUAAGCGUCGUAGGAACUGAAACUCACCCGACUGACAUUUCCAGAUGCCACAGCGGAAGAUGAGAACCCUCUGACUUUAUAAAGUGCCCGUGUGUACAGUUCCUCUGUGGCUGUGCUGGGGGUUUGGUUUGAAUUGCCCUGUGCUGGGAACCGGCUCCUGGCAGCCUUCUGAGGACCUUUGACUUAAUCAGGAGGCAGCCUCAGUGACAGUCAGAUGACAUCAUGCACGCUCAGCCACUGCCCUCACCCUCCCAGAAUCCCACUGCCCCGAUGGCAUCCCCUCCCUGGAAACUCGCCAAGUGCCAGCCUGGGCCCCAGCCAUUGCCCCCAGUAGUCUGUGCUCAAUUAGAAUUCCCUUAAACCGGCCAGCGUGGUGGCACCCGCCUGUGGUCCCAGUGGCUUCAGAGGCUGAGGCAGGAGGAUGGCAAAUCCAGCUUCAGCAGCUCAGUGAGGCGCUAAGCAACUCAGUGAGACCCUGGCUCUAAAUGAAAUAUAAGAAAGGGCUGGGGAUGUGGCCCGGUGGGUUAGUGCCCCAGGGUUCAAUCCCUGGUACCAAAAAAAAAAAAAGAAAGAAAGAAACAAAGAAAAAAAAUUUCUUAAACCCAAAGAAAACUAGGUACAGAUGUUUCCUCUCACUUUUUGUAAAGCUGAUCCGAACUGUUUUGAGCUGUGUGGUCUGUUCUGUGUUCUCUGGUGGCAUGGAUAACCAACUGGUUUUAGAAUGUCCCUGGGGAGAAAGGGGACCCGGCUGCAGAGUGGAAGGAGGCAGAAACACCCGGUGGACACUGGGUUUCUGGUGUUAGCUGUCCAGGCUGUAAGUAGACAAAGGUCCCUAAGUUGGGAAUCUGGAAGCCCAGCCCCUGUUCUGAGUCCCCUUGAUCCCAUGGCUCAAGAAUGAGUGACAUUCCAGGAUCACUGGUACCAAAAUCUGGGUCACUGGUAUCAAAAUCUAGCCACUUGCAACGAGUCCACUGAACAUAACUGAAAUUUCAUAGGAAACCAUGAGCAACAGGCUUGGCAGGGGCUGUAGCUAAAAAGCAAAACUAAACUACAAAUUAUGAAAUAAUAGGGGUUUGUCAUGUGUUUACAAAAUUUGUCACUCAGUGUCGAUGGAAGGAAGUCUCAAAACUGCCCUCCGCAGGGACUCACCCCAGAACUUGGUGCAAGCGAGGCUCCUUUGCAAUAGGAAAGGGAGGGAGGCAAGAACGCUGAAUUGAAUUUCCCAAAGUUAAAAUUUUUUAAUCAUUUAAAUAAACUUUCAUAGGACCUCU